GCGCUGCAGUAAGACCUCCCUUUCGAUAGGUGUCCUAAUAUGUCUUUGUGCUUCCUUACAAGGAACCGGGGAAGUAAAUCCGUCUCACAUGUAACCAAAGUGACCUCAGGUUUCAAUGCGUGCUCUUUGGUUCUAAGUGGUUGUGAAGCUGUAAAACAUCACUGAGGUCCUUUCACAAUUAUAAUAUAACGUUAUUGGUAAAAGUGACUAGCGCCGUAUUUUAAAUGGCUGCUAUCCAGGAGCUCUCUCCAGACUCUGGCCGUGGGGAGACACGACCCCCCGAAGACGAGAUCGAGGGCGAUGAUGAGGAUGAAGAGUUGGAUGAAACACUGUUGGAGAGGUUGUGGGGUCUCACAGAGAUGUUUCCAGAAUCACUGCGAUCAGCAGCUGAAGUUUCUGCACAGUGUUCACUAUCUGUAGGCAAAAAACUUUACAGUUUCUCCCGCUCAGCUCUAUGGGUCGGUACUACUUCUUUUAUGAUUCUGGUUCUGCCGGUUGUCUUUGAGACUGAGAGGUUACAGCUGGAACAGCAACAACUACAACAGCAGAGACAGAUUUUGUUGGGUCCAAAUGCUGGCAUGUCUGGAGGAAUGCCUGGAAUUAUGCCACCUGCUCCUGGGAAGCUGUGAUGUAUAUAUUGUAGCAUCCAUGAGUUGUAGAAGAAGGGGAAAGAGAGAGGGAGCAGGAACUGGAGAAUGAUGUGAGAAGAUGCUGUGCUCGGUCAACAUCAAGAAGUCAUUACCCUGUAUAGUUGUGUGUACAGUGGAGACCUUGAUGACUUUUUAUGAACGUCCCUCUCUCUCUGCCUUUCUCACAAAACAUUCUGCAUAGACUGUCGUCCAAGCUCUGAUCGUUUACUUUUUUAUUAUAGCCAUCUAAUAACAUUUCUUUGGGAAAGAGAGUAUAGCAGCUUUUGGGGAAUAUUUCGACUGUGUUGUAGGUGCAUUAUAUUUCUAAGAGAGUGUUUACGGUGCAAUGUUGGCCAUUGAAAUGCCGGAUCAACACUGACGUGCAGAGAAUCUGUAACAGCAUUCACAAGAUCUGUAGUAUUUUUGAGGGCACACAAGGCCAAUAUUGAUUGUGAAAUUUUCUCUUUCUACAAAUUAUGGUUGUUUUUUGUUCUUGAUUGAGAAAUGUUAAAACCUUUAGAAAUGGUUCUCUACCAACGGUGUCUUUUACAGGUAGAACUAAUAUCAUGCAAAGCUUGAUGCAAUGUUAUUCCUCAGACAAAAGCCAUACAGUAUGCAGAACCAUUGUGAAAUAUUUAAGAAAGAAUGUUUCGAAACAUUGUAGUUUCAGUAGUGAAUAAUUAUGUUUGCUCCACAUGACAGGAAUAAAAACAAGUCCUC
This is a messenger RNA of Sinocyclocheilus anshuiensis, 1349 nucleotides long. RefSeq names its product translocase of outer mitochondrial membrane 22 homolog (yeast) (gene tomm22). Gene Ontology annotation, biological process: intracellular protein transport. The transcript is spliced from 4 exons. NCBI's taxonomy places the organism in Eukaryota, Metazoa, Chordata, Actinopteri, Cypriniformes, Cyprinidae. Gene Ontology annotation, cellular component: mitochondrial outer membrane. The record is from RefSeq and is a predicted model, not a curated record. The coding region runs from base 225 to 629 and encodes 134 amino acids.